Molecule: messenger RNA, 3182 nt
Organism: Blastomyces dermatitidis ER-3
Lineage: Eukaryota; Fungi; Ascomycota; Eurotiomycetes; Onygenales; Ajellomycetaceae
Product: aldehyde dehydrogenase
Exons: 5
Coding region: 931-2421 (496 amino acids)
Molecular function (GO): aldehyde dehydrogenase (NAD+) activity
Source: RefSeq, a predicted model, not a curated record
GUUUUAUCCGAGGCUACUACGUAUUUACCCCGCACGAAUAAACUGUGAUUGGGAAAUAGAAAUCGACAUGAUGAAAGACAAGACACAACAUUUGUUUACAAAUGAUGAAAUUAUUAACUAGUUGGUAGUUCGCCUAAAACAAUAAUACUAAAAAUAAUAAUAGUAAAAAUAGUAACGAAGUAGUCAUGAUCAUCAACAAGAUGAUGAUUAUUGAUGAUGAUGAAUGAUGAUGAUGAUGAUGAUGAUGAUGAUCAUGAUGAUGAAAAUACUAGGGGUUUGUCGCUGGAGAGGAGGCGGGGGGAAAAUAGAACCGCGCUGCGGCCAUCAACGGCAAGAUGCGGAGGUUCAUUUAACAUUAAUUGAACAAGAAUAACAUUUUGAUAUGUUCCAUUUAUUUAUAUAUACUCUAGUAACUUAAACAGAAGCUUCGUUAUUAUUAGACUUCCCCCCCCCGCCUUUGCCCUUUGCCCGCCCACACCGCGGCUAGCAUGAAUGUAUUAUUGAUUGAUGUAUUUCUAUUUCAUCCCUAAUUGACUAUCUUGUCUGGUGUCUGGUAUCUGGUAUCUUGGUAUCUGGUAUCUAUUAUCUUGGGCGGUUCUGGCGUCAUUGCCCCAGCAGGCUUGCUCUUUCGGCCGUUAUAUCUUCUCCUCCAUCCCUUCCAUUCCCUCCUCCACCACCACCAGUUCCACCUUCCACCUUCCACCUUCCACCUUCCACCUUCCACCUCCUUUAUAUCACCCCAGGUUUUCCUUUCUCUUCUCUUCUACCAUUUUUCAACCCUUCCUUCUUCCUCUCGUCAUCUUCUUCCCUCCAUCAUCUCUUCAUUAUCUCUAUCAUCAUCAUCAUCUUCUUCUUCUUCUCAUCAUCUCCAUCAUCAUCCCUAUCAAUCUUCAUCCCACUCUCCUCAGCUAUUCAUCCCGCCCGCCCAUCAUGGCUCUCUCUCAGAAAAUCACUACCCCGACCUGCACAUACGAGCAGCCCCUCGGCCUCUUCAUCAACAACCAGUUCGUCAAGGGCGUCGAGGGCCGUACUUUCGAGACCAUCAACCCCCAUAAUGAAAAACCCAUCACCGCCGUCCACGAGGCCACAGAGAAAGAUGUCGAUAUCGCCGUCGCCGCUGCCCGUGCCGCCUUCAAUGGGCCCUGGAAACAUGUCACCCCGACAAACCGUGGCCGCAUGCUCAUCAAGCUGGCUGAGCUUAUGGAACAGCACAGUGAUACCCUGGCUGCUAUCGAAGCCCUGGACAACGGCAAGGCCUUCUCCAUCGCCAAGAUUGACGUCGCCAACUCUGCUGGCUGUAUCAGAUACUAUGGCGGCUGGGCCGACAAGAUUCACGGCAAGGUCAUCGACACAGACUCCGAGUCCUUCAACUAUACCCGUCACGAGCCCAUUGGUGUCUGCGGCCAGAUCAUCCCCUGGAACUUCCCCUUGCUCAUGUUCGCCUGGAAGAUCGGCCCCGUCAUCGCCACCGGAAACACCGUCAUCCUCAAAACCGCUGAGCAGACCCCUCUUUCUGCCCUUUACGUAGGACAGCUCGUCGUCGAGGCUGGCUUCCCCCCAGGUGUCAUCAACAUCAUCUCGGGCAUUGGCCGUAUCGCCGGUGCUGCUAUCGCCUCCCACAUGGACAUUGACAAGGUUGCCUUCACCGGCUCCACCAUUGUCGGCCGCCAGAUCCUGCAGGCCGCUGCCAAGAGCAACCUGAAGAAGGUCACCCUCGAGUUGGGCGGCAAGAGCCCCAACAUCGUCUUCAAUGACGCAGAUAUCGAAAACGCCAUCUCCUGGGUCAAUUUCGGUAUCUACUUCAACCAUGGCCAGUGCUGCUGUGCCGGUAGCCGUAUCCUGGUCGAGGAGGGUAUCUACGACAAGUUCCUCGAGCGCUUCAAGGCCCGUGCUCUGCAGAACAAGGUCGGCGACCCGUUCCACGGCGACACCUUCCAGGGUCCCCAAAUCUCCCAGAUCCAGUUCGACCGUAUCAUGGGCUACAUUGAGGAAGGAAAGGCCGCCGGUGCCAAGGUCGAGAUUGGUGGUGAGCGUCUAGGUAACCAGGGCUACUACAUCCAGCCAACCAUCUUCACCAAUGUCACCGAGGACAUGAAGAUUGUCAAGGAGGAGAUCUUCGGACCCGUCUGCUCCGUGCAGAAGUUCAAGGAUGAAGCAGAGGCUAUCGAGAUCGCUAACAACACUUCAUAUGGUCUUGCCGCUGCCGUCCACACCACGAACCUCAACACUGCCAUCCGUGUCUCCAACGAACUGAAGGCUGGCACCGUCUGGGUCAACAACUACAACAUGAUCUCUUACCAAGCUCCUUUCGGCGGCUUCAAGGAGAGCGGUCUCGGCCGUGAGUUGGGAGAAUACGCACUCGACAACUAUACCCAAGUGAAAUCCGUCCGCAUUCGCCUGGGUGACGCCCUUUUCGGUUAAUAUGAAAUGAGUAUGAAUAUGAAUAUGAAUAAAAUUGAGCGGGGUAGUUAUUUGAGCUGACGAUUUUUUUUUUUUUCAGCUUUUUUCUUUCACGCCUGUUUUAGCUUAAGUUAGUUAGUUAAUUUGAUUGAUGCCUGAUGUAUUUGUUUUAGCUCGCUAGUACGGAGUAGCUAGCCUCGGCGACUUGUUAUUCUCGCGUCGAUUCGAGGGUUGACUACGUAGUACUCUGUACAGCCUUUUCUUUUUGCCCUUGACGGUUCACAUUUCCUCUCAUGUCUGCUUGGGAAAAUUGUCCACCUAUCUAACGUAGGAACCAAGUUGCCUGCUUAACUAUCUUUCCGUAUGAACCAAACCAUGCACAGCUUAGCUACUGGAGAAUGUGAAAGACUCAUGACAAGUUUGUGAAACCCGUAUAUUGUGGAUAUAUGUCCGCUCACUGAGUGCCUAAGAUCUGGCUGGUUCCAACACUACACUUGACUUACCCCUCAACCGUUUAUACAUAUAACAAAAGUGGGGGAGAUAUAUGAGAGGAAAGGAAAAAAAAAAUUAAACAAAAAUAAACAAAUAAAAGUACAAAUAAAAAUAAAAAGUAAAAGUGGUUGGACGUGGAAACUCGAACGUCCCCUUUUCAGUUGGCAUGUACGGUUCAAGGUUUGCUUUAUUGCAAGAGUGAGGUAAUUGGGCUAGUUGAUGGAAUUUUGAAUUGAUAUGAGAUAAGUUUUAUAUAUCUAACCUUAAGGUAUAGUAGUAGCUAUCUUGAC